Messenger RNA from Microbotryum saponariae, 2352 nucleotides. The record is from the annotation of a GenBank genome assembly. NCBI's taxonomy places the organism in Eukaryota, Fungi, Basidiomycota, Microbotryomycetes, Microbotryales, Microbotryaceae.
AUGCAGCAAGUCGGGUCAGGGUUCUUCGAGAGGCGUAAGCCGGGUCGCCUUCGCUCUACUACCUCGAGCGACGACCCUGCUCUUGCUCCUGCUGCAGGGUACGAGUCGUCCCUGAAACGCCAUCGAGUCGUAGUCCUCGACGAGCCCGUUGCGUCCACGUCGACGUCAACCUCCGCAAUUCAAGCGGAAGCGCGAUCCAGCGCCUCGCCUUCGCGACGACGACGACGACGCGGCGAGGACCCUCUGCAACCGAACCGAACAGAGCGAGGGCACGGACAAGACCCGGACAUGCAUCGAUUCAUCUCACCGCUGCCGCACUCGGUUCGUUCGCGCCCACUCUUUGACAUGCUUCGGUCGCCCGAAGCAUGGGGCCUCAACAAUGGGCCCUCUUAUACAACAAUGCGCUGGCGCAAGCGCCCGAAUCUUGAUCUCGCAAACUCGCGCUCGUCCCGGAGGUCGUCGCUCAUGCUGGGGUUCAAGAGGUCGAUGGGGCGACCACGCACCUCGGCUUUACUGCUGCUAUUGCUCAUGGCUUUCGGGAUCUGGAUUUACUCGGUCCGCGACUGGCUCGUGAUGGUGUGGUUCAAGGCGCGAGAUGCAUCUUACGAGAAAGAGCUAGUGUGGACCUGUCGCCUCAGGAAGGAGCCGAUGCUGUUCGUUCGGGCCGAGGAUGAAGUCGCUGUGGUGUGGGAAUCGAAUUGCGACAGGCCAGCGAUACUCGCAUGGUCACCUCAACCUGUUUCGGACGGCAAAAAAUUCGGCCAAUCGAGAAAGAAGGACCAAAAGGUGCGCCGGGCGGGCAAGGCACUCGAAGGAUGGUCGACGGCCGCGGUAGAGAUGACACGGGUCGGAUCGGGUAGAUACGUCUAUUCUAGUAGUGUGCGACCACUUCUGGGUGGUCGUAGGUACAACUAUCGCGUCGGGUGGGUCAAAUCUCGGGCUGCUGGUACCGAGAACCCGAACCUCGAGCAACCGACCAAGUUCAAGAAGGUGCUGGCCAGCUACUCCUUCGAUUGGACCGGACCCGCUGUCAUUCCCCAUUUAGACUUGGAGUCUGCAGAUUCGAACGCGACGAAUACGACUGGCCACCUGAUCCUUUCGCAGCCCACCUCAUUCCAUAUCGGUGCGCUCGCUGACAACCAGUACAACGUGCGAACUUUCCAUCGCGUGCUCCUCAAGAUGCUCGCCUACUCGCGUCGACUUCCCUCCCAUUCUCCUAGCCCUCCAUUGCUUAUUCACGCCGGCGAUCAGGUGCAAAACCCCCACAAUCUUGCGCAGUGGCAGACCGACUUUUGGGACGCCAUGACCUCGAGGCUCCCUAUACGAUUCGGACAAACGACACCGAUCGUUCAAGCUCGGGGCAAUCACGAUUGGGACAGGACGGGGGUGAAUGUCUACGUCGGCGGUUCGCACCCUCGAUCGGACUGGCUCACUGAGCGUCAAGAGGAACCCGUGGCGAACCAUCCCGGCACGUACUUUGCCUAUUCGCCCCAUCAACGAUGUCGCAUUCUCGUUUUGGACUCGAACUUGGACUCGGCCCUGCAGGUCGAGCAGGAGCUUUGGCUCAAAUGGGAACUUGCGAGACCCGAAUGGACGAAGUCGACAAUCAGGAUAGUGGUUGUGCACGUGUCGCCUUUCCUUGAGUUCUGGGACACCGAGGCCUGGACCAAUGGGAAGGAGAGCCAGUGGUAAGUGAUUUACUCGCAGGCGGUUUCGGCAUUUCUCGAUCCCAAAGCUGACUACGAGCUCUCAAACGCUGCAUUGCUUGAACAAAGGUCCGUUUACGUUCGUCAUCGACUAGCACCCCUCUGGGCUGAGCACGGAGCGAACUUGGUCAUGUCAGGUCACCAACACGCCUACUCGCGCGGAUUCCUGCCUCACUCGCUGCACCGCUCCUAUUCGAGCGUCGACGGCUCGGCGUCCCUGGACGUCCUCUCGAAAGCGAUCGUUUCGGAACGAGGAUGGGAAAAGAUCGCGAAAGGCGGCGUGAUUGAAGAACCGGGGACGGUGUACACCAUCUUUGGAGGCGCCGGCGGGACGUUAGACCAAGAUCGCGUCGAGGAUUGGGGCUUUUACGAUCGCUCGAUUAAGGGGCAGCAUCAUUUCGCUUGGCUCGGAUUGGGUUUCGCCGGAGUAGGCGUCGACGAUUCGGAGAUGGGUGAGGUGAGGAUGGGCGACGACGACGCGUUCGGCGAGGCCGGGUCCAAGAAGGUGUAUAGGACUAUUGGAGGGACGGCGUGUAGCAAUGGGACGAUCGAGGUGGUGGAUGUGCUCGAGUGGAGGGCGAUCGGGUUGAACGGGAAGGUUUUGGAUGCGUUCCGAAUCGAGAGUUUGGGGUGCGCUGAAUGGUGA